UUUCAGUUUGAUAAAAAGAUUAAAUCUUGGGUGUUGAUGUCGAUUGGAAAAAAAUGGAGGGACUGGAAGUGCGAACUGAAGAAAUUCCACUACUCGCCUCAUGAUAAUGAUGAGGCACGGCUAGCAUACCUCAAUGAGCGUGUCCAUAUGGAUCAGUGGAAGGCCCUCAUUGAGUUUUGGAACUCUGAAGAGGGAAAGGCCCGUAAUAAGAUAAAUAUGGAAAAUCAGAGAAAACAACGCAUUGGCCACGCUGCAGGCACGAAGAGCUUUGCGCGAAUAUGUGAAGAAGAGAGAAACAAGAGGGCCAAUGGGGAGGAUUUGACCCGAGUAGAUAUGUUCUUAUUGACACAUAGACGCAAGAAUGGGAUGCCUGUAGAUGAGGCCUCAGCAAGAGCAAUGGAACAAUUAAAUGAACGAACUUCACAGCAGCCAGAGGCUUCACAUAACAGCACUGCGAGAAAAGAUAUAUUCUCGGAAGUCGUGGGUGACGAAUGACAUGGCCGUGUCUGCACUUACGGGUUAGGUCCCCCUCCUUCUGAUAUAUGGGGCACAACAUCCCACAGUGUCCAAUCCCAAGGGAUGACCUCCAAUGCUCAGAAGAUAGAUGAACAAUAUGAGGAUUUGCAUGCUAAAAUAUCUUCCCUAAGAGAAACUAUGGCUGAUAGAGAUGCUCAAAUAUCUUCACUAAGAGAAACUAUGGCUGAUAGAGAUGUUCAAAUAUCUUCACUAAGAGAAACUAUGACAACAUUGAUGGCAGCCAUAACGAAUCCAAGCAUUAAUCUAGCUACAUUAUUAGGUGUUUCAGCUAAUCCUAACUUGAACCAACCCUCAUCAUCAUCAAGCCACUUGGUUCCAACCCCUCAGAGAGACUUGGCGAAUAAGGGGAAUUCUACAAGUUGCACUAAUGUGACUCAAGUUCUUCUUAAGAGUAUUGUAAGGCCUGGGGAUACUGUAGCUAAAGGAAUCGUUUUGAGCACGGAUCCAUUGACAAAAGUAGGGGGACAAAAACUUGGAGUUGGUUUCUGGGAAGUAACUGUUCAAGUGGCAAUGGUACGUGAUGAGGAUUUGAUAAGAACCCAUGGACGAUAUAAAACAAUUGGGGAUGCAAUUGGAACGAGUAUUGCUUGGCCCACUACUUUAUGUAUGGUUGCAGAUAGAAAUGGAUGAUGACUACAUGAGAGAAGUUUUUAUUAAGUAUUUGGAACUGUAAACAUCUUUUGUAAGUAGGGGUAGUAGGGAUCUGUGGUUUCAGACUUUUGGAUUGAGUUAGACACAUCUAAACAGUUUAUUUUUAUCUUAGUUUAAUUAUAGAGGGCACAUCUAAACUUAUCUAAUCUCUUUAAUUUAAUCUUAGUUUUAUAA
Magnolia sinica is the source of this 1362-nucleotide messenger RNA. RefSeq lists its product as uncharacterized. The record is from RefSeq and is a predicted model, not a curated record. The transcript has 6 exons. NCBI's taxonomy places the organism in Eukaryota, Viridiplantae, Streptophyta, Magnoliopsida, Magnoliales, Magnoliaceae. Bases 37 to 495 code for a protein of 152 amino acids.